UCGAAUUUUCAAACUCUCUCUUUCUCUCUCUUACUCUUUCUCUCUCUAAAAGACCUCGAAUUCUUCUCUAACCAUAUCCGACUGGAAGAAUCUCCCCAAAAAAUUCUUUCUUUUGGUGUUUUGAUUUGAAUUUCGCUCAUUUUCUCGAGAAAACACUUUCUCGGUCUGGAAAAGUUCGGGACUUUCGGGAGUUUCGUGAAGCUCAGAGGCUGUUUCUUUCGGUUUCGGUUUUUUUCUCUGUUCGACAUGUCCGAGGAGGUUUUGACUUUUGAAGCUCGCAACGAUCCGCGAAGAUGAUCUCCGGUAUUGGUUGCGUGUGACUGUUUGGUCUCCAAUGGUGAUUGCCUUUUCUUGAGCUCCGUUGGCUUCUAGGGUUUCUGUGUGCUAGGUUUGGACUUGAAUAGCUUGUCAGAACUGGGAAUUUUCAUCAUUGGAAGAGUGAUUGGAUCAGGGAAGCUGAGGUUGAAUUGUAUAUUUAACAAAUAAACCAGUAUGGUUGCAAAAGGGCGUUCAAGUACGUCAGAGUCUCCUAAUCCCAAGGCAGAGGUGGGAGAGAUAGACACCAGGGCACCUUUUCAAUCUGUUAAAGAUGCGGUCACGCUAUUCGGUGAAGGAGCAUUCUCCGGAGAGAAACCUGCUAUUAGGAAGCCAAAACCUUAUUCUGCAGAGAGGGUGUUGGCAAAAGAGACGCAGCUUCACCUGGCCCAGAAAGAAUUGAACAAGCUGAAAGAACAACUAAAGAGUGCCGAAACAACAAAAUCAGAAGCACUUUCAGAGCUUGAAAGGGCCAAAGCAGCAAUCAACGAUCUCAAUAACAAGCUGAAAUCUCUAAAUGAAUCCAAGGGAUCGGCAGUCAAGGCAAUAGAAGCUGCAAAAAGUCAGGCAAAGCAAUUUGAAGAAGCAAAUAGUUCUAGCCUUCCCGGUGCUGAUGGUGCCUGGAAACAUGACUUAGAAACGGCAAGAGCACAGUAUACUACUGUAAUUAGUGAACUUGAUGCGGCAAAGCAAGAAUUACGGAAACUUCGACAGGAUUGUGAUUUGUCGUUGGAAGCAAAAGAUGCUGCCUUCAAGCAAGAAGCAGAAGCCAAAGAUGCAGCCAAAGCAAAUGUGGAGAGAGUUGGUGAACUCUCUAAAGAAAUUUCAGCUGUGCAGGAAUCAAUCGGGCAAGUUAAGCUUGCAUCUCUGCAUGCCCAACAGGAGCAAGCCAAGAUAUUUGCUGAAAAAGAUGUCCUGAGGCAGUCACACAAAUCCACACUGGAGGAGUCGGCUAAAAAAUUAGAUGUCUUGAAAAAAGAGUUUGAUCCAGAACUUUCCAGAAAUCUUGAAGCACAGCUUGCUGAAACAUUGAAUGAAAUUGGAGCUAUGCAAAAGCAAAUGGAGAACGCAAAGGCUUCCGAUCUAGAGUCUGUGAGAACUGUCACUUCCGAGCUCGAUGAUGCAAAAGGCUCAUUACAGAAAGUUGCAGAAGAGGAAAGCUCACUAAGAAGCUUGGUUGAGGCUCUUAAGGUGGAACUGGAGAAUGUAAAGAAAGAGCAUUCUGAACUGAAGGAAAAAGAAGCAGAAACAGAAUCCAUUGCCGGUAAUCUGCAUGUUAAACUUCGGAAAAGUAAAUCUGAGCUUGAAGCCUGCCUUGUAGAAGAGUCCAAAACAAGAGGUGCUUGUGAUGAAAUGAUAUCGACAUUGAACCAGUUAUCGCUAGAAACUGAAAAUGCGCGUCGAGAAGCGGAAGAAAUGAAAUCUAAAGCAGAGGAAUUGAAGAAGGAAGCGGAAGCCACAAAAAUUGCAGUGCAAGAAGCAGAGCAGCAGCUAAAAAUUGCUUUGGAAGAAGCUGAGGAAGCUAAAGCGGCGGAGGAAAGAGCAGUUGAUCAGAUUAAGGCCUUAUCUGAGCAAACUAAUGCCGCCCGCACCUCAAUUUCCGAGUCUGGUGCCAAUAUCACAAUAUCAAGGGAUGAGUUUGAGUCUUUGAGCCGCAAAGUUGAGGAAUCCGACAAAUUGGCUGACAUGAAAGUGGCUGCUGCCAUGGCUCAGGUGGAAGCCGUGAGAGCUAGCGAAAACGAGGCCCUGAAGAGGUUAGAGUUAGCCCAGAAAGAGAUUGAAGACAUGAAGGCUGCUACGGAGGAGGCUUUGAAAAGAGCGGCAAUGGCUGAAGCCGCCAAGAAAGCGGUGGAGGGGGAGCUAAGAAGGUGGCGGGAACGCGAGCAAAAGAAGGCGGCCGAAGCUGCAUCUCGUAUAUUAGCAGAGGCAGAGGUCUCAGUAGAGUCAUCCCCACGCCACUACAAAGUUCAAAAGCCGAACCCUCAGACCAAAGUUAUCGACACAAAGAAGCUGGAGAAGGAGAAACCCUCCAUUUCGAAGAAGGCGCUCUUGCCUAAUCUUAGUGGCAUCUUCAACAGAAAAAAGAACCAAAUCGAGGGCGGGUCGCCUUCCUAUCUCCCUGGUGAGAAACCCCUGUGAUGUUUUGUUCUUACAAAUACCUUCCUUUAUAUGAGAUUGCGAAUGAAUGGUCGAGACAGGAAAAAAAAAGAUAAACUUUUGUUUGUGUCUGCAGUUUAAACGUUUGCUGUCAAAAAAAAAAAAAAAUGUAUUAUCUUGUCUGUUUGCGCUGGGAAAAGUGGAUGGUCAAAAGGGUGAGCUUUGAAGCAAUUGCGUUAAUGGGGUAGUGUGAUUUUUUGUAUAUGAGACAGUUUGUAGAUUAUCGACUGAAAAUUCCCUGUAGACGUGAGAAAUUCUUCCCCUAUAUUGGUCAUUCAGUUGUCUUUGCGCCAGUUA
This is a messenger RNA of Morus notabilis, 2769 nucleotides long. RefSeq names its product WEB family protein At5g55860. The record is from RefSeq and is a predicted model, not a curated record. Bases 493 to 2454 code for a protein of 653 amino acids. The transcript is spliced from 4 exons. Lineage: Eukaryota; Viridiplantae; Streptophyta; Magnoliopsida; Rosales; Moraceae.